Molecule: messenger RNA, 594 nt
Organism: Penicillium arizonense
Lineage: Eukaryota; Fungi; Ascomycota; Eurotiomycetes; Eurotiales; Aspergillaceae
Exons: 3
Coding region: 1-594 (197 amino acids)
Biological process (GO): transmembrane transport
Molecular function (GO): transmembrane transporter activity
Source: RefSeq, a predicted model, not a curated record
AUGGCCCUGGUUGGUGGUUCGGUCUUAGGUCCAAUUGUAGGUGGUACUAUUGUUGAUAGCUAUCUUGGGUGGAGAUGGACGGAAUUCACUGGUAUUCUCCAGGUACUGAUGCUAGCAUUGGAUGUUAUAUUCCUCGACGAGACGUAUCCUCCAGCCCUGCUGGUUCACAAGGCUCGCCGACUACGGAUUACAACCGGAAACAGGGCUCUACACGCCCACCAUAAAGAGACCGAUUACAGGUUUAAGGACAUGACAGAUAAAUACUUAUUUCGGCUAUUCCGUCUCUUGGUAACACCCAUUUGCUUCUUCGUCGCACUCUACGCACUCCGUUCGGCCCUUAAUUAUCUGGUUGACACUUUCACCUGGUUCUCUGCAAGUGCAGUUGCCGUCAAUAUCUUCCUGCGCUGUAUUUUCAGUGGCACGUUUCCACUUUUUGCUACUAUCUUGUAUCAUUGCAUGGGAGUUCCCUGGGGACCGAGCUUGCUUGGGUUUGUGGCAACUGCUCUCAUUCCAAUCCCAUUUGUGUUAUAUGUCUACGGGCCUGGUAUUCGAGUACGCGGCAAAUGGUCCCAGGCGUCUGUUCACGGGCACUGA